GGGAAGAGAAAAAGCAGGUACAUUUCUGUUGCAGGCAUUCUACAGGUGCGCAGCUAAUUAAUGAGAAACACGGUCCUGCUCAUUGUCGUGGUACAGAGUGCUGUUUCGUGGGACGAAACACCACCAGAGCUACCCCGCCAUGGCCUUUGUGGUGGCCAGCAGAGGAUCUUCGGCUUCGAGCUAUGACUUUCGUGCAGGCUAUGUCGCACAUCCCGAGAUGUUGCAAGCAUGAGCACGAGCAUCCAUACCACCCCCAGAUAACGAUAAAGACCGGGGCAUAUCCGAGAGGCAUAAGAGCGAGCAAUAUCGAGAUUCGAACAGGGCCCCACGGCCCCUCUCCUCGACCUGAUCACAACGGCCGAGAGUUUCAUGCAGCACCACCUGGCAGCAAGGACUCUGGUCACUCAAUUAUUGACAAGUUCUAAGUAUUGGGCACCGGCUCGCGGUCUGACUGUGGGAUUAUCAAGCUGUGGGGGCUUGAGCAUGGAGGAUUUGUGAACGCCACAGCCUGGAACCCCUCAUCUCCAGUGUGGAGGGCGCUGAACGCCUCCGAGGCCGUAUCACACCGGAACAGGACGCAGGCGUCUCCAAUAUGUGAGCGCAUCUGAACGUUGUUCGCAGAGCCGUUUAGUUUUCGUCAGCUCGACAGCGUGGAACGAUGCGGAGCUCGAGCUCGCGGUUGUUGUUCGCGGGACGGGCCAGAU
Molecule: messenger RNA, 704 nt
Organism: Hyaloscypha bicolor E
Lineage: Eukaryota; Fungi; Ascomycota; Leotiomycetes; Helotiales; Hyaloscyphaceae
Exons: 1
Coding region: 183-425 (80 amino acids)
Source: RefSeq, a predicted model, not a curated record